Messenger RNA from Blastocystis hominis, 672 nucleotides. RefSeq lists its product as hypothetical. Bases 1 to 654 code for a protein of 217 amino acids. The record is from RefSeq and is a predicted model, not a curated record. The transcript has a single exon. NCBI's taxonomy places the organism in Eukaryota, Bigyra, Opalinata, Blastocystidae.
AUGUGCCAUAAGAUCGAGGACGAUUAUCAGCACUUGGCGCACGAUUAUUUGAACGUGGACGAUGUGGUGAUUGCGCGUGUGGACUCGUCGAAGAACGAGAUCAAGGGCAUUCUGCCGCCCGAUUUCCCGAUGAUCGUGCUGUACAAGGCGGGAGGCGAUGGGGAGAGCCAGACCGUGCUGAAGGCCGAUCAGAUUACGUACAGCGUGCUGAAGAAGUUUGUGGAGAAUAACCGAGUGGUCGUGAACCUGCCCAAGAAGCUGGAAGCCGCCGAACCCGCUAAGGAAGAAGAAAAGGAAGAGGAGAUCAAGGAAGAGGAGAUCAAGGAGGAGGAGAUCAAGGAGGAGGAGAUCAAGGAGGAAGUAGAAGAGCCUAAGAAGGAAGAGGAGCCUAAGGAGGAAGUGCAGGACGAGGGAAUGUGCACGAGUCCGGACGAUCCGUGCAGUGAUAUAUCUGGGGAAAAGGAAGAAAAGGAGAAAGAGGAAGUGGAGAUGAAGAAGGAGGAAGAAGAAAAAGAAGAAGAAAUCAAGGAGGAAGAAGAAGAGCCUAAGAAGGAAGAGGAGCCUAAGAAGGAGGUACAGGACGAGGGAAUGUGCACGAGUCCGGACGAUCCGUGCAGUGAUGUAUCUGGGGAAAAGGAAGAAGAGGAAUUAUAAACAAACAUUCUAUUGGUU